GUGGACACACGUUCGCAGUCCAAAUAUAAAUAAAACCACGUGACUGACGCCUGUCGCGUGCGCACUAGCCCUAAUAAACGGCUGCAAAUGUGCGAUAAGCUUUAUAAAAGCGAUUGAUAGCUUUCGGAAUGUACCUAGCGUCCGGAUACGCGUACUGACAACGUUCUUUUUUUGAACGCUCGGAUAUUGUCGCAGUUGUUUUUGUUUUUAAUUUAAUUUGAAGUGUUCGUUUAAUCGGCGUGGAAUUAGUUUUUUUUUUUAACCAUAAACAUUCGAUAUUAUGAUGAAUUGUUAUGUAAUUUGACUUUUUUUUACUUUAAGUAUAGGUAUUUUUUGUGAUAAUGUGAAGGAAUAGUGAUUUUGAUUGCGUAAUGGACUUUUUAGGGACUAUGAAUACGGUGGCGUUGUUCGUUUUUGGCAUCCUGGUGUUGCCCGGGCCUUGUAUCAACUCGGACAAUCUAGAGUUGCUGGCUGGUACACUAAGAACGAGACAGCGAGCAGCGUGUGAUGACGAGAUAGUCUCCUUGUCAUGUCCAAUAGGAACCUACAUCAGUAUUCAAGUGGCCAAGUAUGGGAACAUGCCUGAGGGCCAUGGCUGUGUGGCUGGGGCGGUUCCAUUACUAAACAUGGACCAAGAGGGAGAAAAGGAGUGUUUGAGACCAAAUACUAUGCAGUAUUCACUUCUACAAACUGUCGUGGAAGCCUGUCAAAAGAAGCCCCAGUGUGAAUUCAGCACGAAAACCAAGCCGGGCAUAAUCGAUCCCUGCCCUCAAGUCGGGAAGAUAGUCGAAGUGGCUUACAAAUGUCGACCACAUGAAUUUCACAGUCGCACAGUAUGCGAAGGUGAAACCGUCGAGUUCUCCUGCAACCCUAACUCCAGGCUGGUGAUCUACGACGCGCAGUAUGGCCGGAUUGCGCACCAGUCGCCCAUAGUUUGUGCACUGCCGCCCGGAGCUGUGGAUGACACAUGCUCAGCACCAUACGCGCUAAAGACAACGAUGCAGAUUUGCCACGGCAAGCAGCAGUGCCAAAUUGUGGCGGACAGCAAGACCUUCGGAUCUCCCUGUAGACCAGACACCAGGGCCUAUCUAAGAGUCCUGCACACUUGUGUUCCUCUUGGGGUCCUCACAGACAGGUACGAAAACGCUUCUGAAGAGGAUAAGGUGACGAAUCGCUAUGAUGUAAAUAAAGCUGGGGAACAUUUCGACCCUCCAGACAUUGUCGUGAAAUGGAACAAGCCUACGAAAACUGAUAUAAUUCCACAAACCACGAUCAUACAUUCCACGAGCAAUCUGAAUGGGCUAAAGUAUAAAGAUUCGUCAACAAAAUCAUCAAAUCUGAAAUUUCUAAUCUACAUAAGCAUAGCGACCAUAAUUGUUAUCAUAUUAGCAGCAAUCUUCGUCGGGGUGCGAUACUACAAAAAGAAAAAGAGAUCAAGCAGCUCCAAAAACGGUGACAUGUUUACUACAGAAGCUCCAAACGUUUUUAACGAUGCAGCAUCAGAUUUAGACAACGAUGUAGAUGUCAGUCAUAUAUCUGGAACUUUCUAUGAUCCAGUGCAUCCAGAUAUGAUUCUAUAUAGAGAUGGGGUGAACAAAGCAACGCUGAGGGCAAUGAGGCCUUUGAAUACUAUAUAUCCAUGUGCUGGAGCUAGUAUGUACGGUAAUGUAGAUUACAUACCGACUCAUUCAAGAGAUGCAAGCACCAGAUUUGGUAAUAAAGAACCUGAUUCAGACAUAAUGAUGAGUCCAAAGAGCUUGAGUGGUUAUACAAACUCACAGUUCUACUACGGGUGACAACAAGAGCAAAGAGGUGAUGAAGCCUCUAGGAACUAUUGCUUUUAACUGGACAUUUUGACGAUUAUAUUACAUACAUAAAAUUCGAUGCUUAUAAAGCCAAAGAAUAUCUAUUAUACUUAUAAAGAAAUGUUAUCACUUGUAAUAAUUGUACGAACAGUAUAAAAAGCACUGAUAUAAAAUGCAAACAAUUUGGUUACAAUAGUUAUUAUAACCUUCAUUUUUUUACUUUAUUUAUUUUCUACUUUGAAAAGUUAUAAAUAGUGAAUAAUAUCAAGUAUUAAACCAGAUGUUUUAUCCAGUACU
Molecule: messenger RNA, 2102 nt
Organism: Maniola jurtina (meadow brown)
Lineage: Eukaryota; Metazoa; Arthropoda; Insecta; Lepidoptera; Nymphalidae
Product: protein eva-1 homolog C-like
Exons: 8
Coding region: 372-1796 (474 amino acids)
Molecular function (GO): carbohydrate binding
Source: RefSeq, a predicted model, not a curated record